AUGGCAUUUUCAUAUCUAAUCAGUACAAAGUUAGAGGUGUCAAUGAUUAUUGGAAAAGGUCUAUUCAUAAAUCACUCACUGUUCAUAUCUAUCUAUCUAUCUAUCUAUGCUUACACAAUAUCUAUCUAUCUAUCUAUCUAUCUAUCUAUCUCAGCUUUACACACUGUUAAUAUCUAUCUAUCUAUCUGUCUGUCAAUCAGUCUCAGCCUUUUCAUAUGCAUCUAUCACCCUGAUCAAAUCUAUCUAUCUAUCUAUCUAUCUAUCUAUCUAUCACUGGAUUUUCAAUUCUUUCUAUUUGUCUAUCUGUUCGUCAGUGACAGCAUCUAUCUAUCUAUCUAUUCAUCUAUCUAUCUAUCUAUCUAUCUAUCUGUCUGCCUGUCAGUGUUAGCCUUUUCAUAUGCAUCUAUCGCCCUGUUCAAAUCUAUCUAUCUAUCUAUCUAUCUAUCUAUCUAUCUAUCUAUCUAUCUAUCUAUCUCAGCCUUUUCAUAUGCAUCCAUCACCCUGAUCAAAUCUAUCUAUCUAUCUAUCUAUCUAUCUAUCUAUCUAUCUAUCUAUCUAUCUCGGUCUCGUUCUAUCUUUCUCUCUAUCAAAAUGUAA
This is a messenger RNA of Acanthosepion pharaonis, 597 nucleotides long. Lineage: Eukaryota; Metazoa; Mollusca; Cephalopoda; Sepiida; Sepiidae. The record is from the annotation of a GenBank genome assembly.